Molecule: messenger RNA, 1603 nt
Organism: Ziziphus jujuba (common jujube)
Lineage: Eukaryota; Viridiplantae; Streptophyta; Magnoliopsida; Rosales; Rhamnaceae
Product: zerumbone synthase-like
Exons: 3
Coding region: 477-1397 (306 amino acids)
Source: RefSeq, a predicted model, not a curated record
CUUUGUUUUGGGUGAUUAAUUAACUUUUCACUCUUUAUUCACAUGCACUCCCUUCCAUGACAAUAUUUCAUAUAAAAUAAUAUGUAAUUAAAUUAUUUUCCUUUACAAGAGGGUAGUACUUAGUAGUGGCCAAGAAAGGAAAACACCAAAUAUAAAUCUAUACAUAUUAAUUCGAUAAAAAAGAAAUACCAAAUAUUCUGAAUCUUAAAAUAUGGAACAUUAAAUAGGACAGAUCAACUUUCUCUCUCUCUAAAUAUGUGCAUGGAAAUGCGUGUCAAUGUCCAUUGAAGCUGCAAAACUCAUAAAACGUUUCCUUACUGCUUCUCCUUUCCAUUAAUAAAUACUCUCUCAGCCUCUUUUUUCUCUUCCUCCUUCACUUGUCCACUGUACCACUCAAAUUACUCAGACAGAGAGAAAGAGAGAUCCACCAUUGUUGCUACAUCAACCUCUUCCCUCAGAUCUCCGCCGUUGACUACAUGAUGAUCAGAUCCUUUGCAAGAGAGUUUAAGUUUUUUAGCAGAAGCAGCAGUUCAGGUAUUGGUUUGGUGUGUAAAGGCUCCAGAUUUUAUUCAUCAACAAGUGGCGGUGGAAGGCUACAAGGUAAAGUAGCCUUAAUAACAGGGGCCGCAAGUGGGCUUGGUAAGGCCACAGCCCACGAGUUCAUUCGGAAUGGGGCCCAUGUUGUCAUUGCUGAUAUAAACACUCACUUGGGCCCACAAGUUGCCAAUGAACUGGGCCAUGCAGCCUAUUUUGUCAAAUGUGAUGUUACAAUCGAGGCCCAAGUUGCAGAAGCUGUAGAAGCUGCUAUGGCCCGUCAUGGAAAACUCGAUAUCAUGUACAACAACGCCGGAAUUACCGGUCCGGUUAUCCCGCCAAGCAUAGCUGACCUAGAUUUAGAUGUGUUCGACCGUGUUAUGGGAAUCAAUGUUAGGGGCACCAUUGCUGGAAUCAAGCAUGCAGCUCGAGUUAUGAUACCCAAGGGUUCAGGGUCCAUCCUUUGUACGGGAAGCAUUAGUGGAUUAAUAGGUGGUAUGGGACCACAUUCUUACACUAUAUCCAAAUCCACAAUACCCGGUAUGGUAAAGACUGUUGCCACAGAGCUUAGCCAAACUGGGGUCCGAAUCAAUUGCAUAUCACCAGGCCCAAUUCCAACUCCACUUUCAGUGGGCCAAAUAGGCCAAUUUUACCCAAAAGCAACAGAAGAGCAACUGAAUGACAUAGUGAAUGGGUUUGGGGAGUUUAUAGGGGCAAAGUGUGAAGGAAUAGAUGUGGCCCAAGCUGCAGUGUAUUUGGCAUCAGAAGAAGCCAAGUAUAUAACAGGUCAUAACCUGGUUGUUGAUGGAGGCUUCACAUGCUUUAAAACACUUAAAUUACCUUCCUUUGAUCAAUUCAUGUAAUCAUCCAAACGCUGUCUUAUUCAUUUAUCUCUCUCUUUUUUUUCUUUUUCUUUUUUUUGUUUUCUGGUGGGUGUUGUAGAUUCUUUCUUUGUUAUGAUGUAUAAUAACUGUUAAAUUAAUUUGUGAGGAACCUAAUGGCUAUAAUGUAAAUAAUAUGUAAUUAGGGGCAAGAAAUAAAUAAAAGAAAAUAGAGGAAGAUUAUAACA